Messenger RNA from Colletotrichum destructivum, 2825 nucleotides. RefSeq lists its product as uncharacterized. The record is from RefSeq and is a predicted model, not a curated record. NCBI's taxonomy places the organism in Eukaryota, Fungi, Ascomycota, Sordariomycetes, Glomerellales, Glomerellaceae. The coding region runs from base 1905 to 2669 and encodes 254 amino acids. The transcript is spliced from 2 exons.
CAACCGCACUCGCCUAGCCGCAACGAUUCUGCAAUCGAUGAAUGAUCAGUGGCUUGAGCGACACGAGACGAAUCGAAACGGGGAGAAGCACGACGUCGCCGGCUCGGCUCUGAUCCAGAAGCAGGGCAAGGAUCAUGUUCGUUCCACGCCGCGUGAGACAAUCGCUGAAGGCAGAGGUGGCAAUAGAUUAAGGGCGGAACGAACACGACAAAUUGUCAAGUCACCAUCGCGUUUCUUUUUACGAACCCUCAGGUCUCAGGCGCGCCGUAUCGUAUGUGUAACGAGGUGGUACCGGAGUCGGGUCUGAGAGUCAAUACUUGACUUGAGGAAGCUCGUCGUAUCUCAUGUAUUGAACGACAGGCUAAUCUCUUGCCUGGAAGCGGGACAGCCGUGUGAGUGAUACACGCCGGCUCUCCGGACGACUGUAGCGUUCCGACUGCAACCAAACCAUCCGCGCCCUUGCGAUGGUUCUCGAAGGGGGGCCGCUUUGGGACGCGAGGUCAACGCGUUCCUUCGACCCCGGCCACUUUCAGGUUUGCAUCGUAUGCUGGCUGUCUCACCCCAGUCUACCUGCGGCGUCUCGUGUCGGUUCGCGAAAUAAGAUGCAAGGAAAAAAGGAAAGAGGAUGGAUGGACUGGUAAGUCGUCACCGUCAGAAGAGCUGCGUCAAGAUGAUUGCUGGCCACCCAUCUGGUCAGUUUUGGGUUUCUGUAGUUGGGAAGCUGCUUUGCGCUCAUCCAGUUCUCCGCAAGCCCGUUAGAACCGAUUUCGGCUCAAGAAAAAUCACGGGUGAGAUUCUUGUUUGCAACGCUCUGAGUAACCCGAAUGCGCCGUACGCAAAAGGCGAUGAUCCAUCAUCUGCUGUCGUGGGGAAUGCGUCGCCGCGAGAGGCUGGAAGCCGCCCCUCCUCGUGAUUUCAGCGAUACGAUGCCGUUCAAUGUCUCUGAGAGUUCGCUGGUGACGGCGCAGCGAUCCAUGCUAGUCGUUGCCCGGCCUUCCGUCUCGCAUUCCUCGACCAUCUCUUCUCUGCAAGAUGACGGACUCCCAUCGAUCCCGAGAUCUGGAGAGUAGUGCACCACCACAAAUUCAGCCGCCCAUCUAGAUAUCCGCGUGGUAUACGGAGCCCUUACGCCAGCAUCUCUAUGUUGUAUCGCGCAGUCAAAGGAAGGUGUGUAUUCCUUUCCCCAGUAAACGCUACACCUGCGCCAUCGGGCAGAAUAUCGAUCACGGACACCUUGAGCGAUGUGACGUCUAACAUGAACAGUGAAUGGGGAUGGCAGACGUGACUAGAUAACCUACGAAAAAGAGGCAAAGCUCUCCGGUCUGUCUUUUUCUGUUUUACAUCUCUCACAUGAAGGUACACGUACAUGUACAGAAAACGUUUCCGAAUGAGGACGCCGACGACAUCCCCAUUCGUCCAGCGGCCGGCCCGCACACCAGCGCCGCUACCAGCCUCGUUCAGGCUUCGCCAUUCCGGUCGUCCUUGUCUCAGACGCAGACCUAUGGGAUACUUCCGAACCCAGCUAUCUCUCUCUGAAUCUCCACCGGUUGUUUGCUUGCUUACGGUAGCCUCCAAACCCGUCCCCAGCCUCUCUGAUACGAACCCUUCCUCUUCAUGUUUGAAGAUGGCUUCGACGCAGCCUGCGAGGCCCAUGACUGCGUGUCUUACACAAUCUAUAUAUGGAUGACCUCUUGUCUCCUUCUUCCGUUUCUUCCGGGUCAUCAGCUUUCAUCCCUCACCACCACCACCAAUACCACCACCACCACAACCACUUUGUUCCACAGCACUACUAUCAUAUCACUCUUGUGUGAGACCUCGGCUAUAUAAAAUCCCCGCCCAUCGUACUCCUACCUUACACUGUGCCGUCGACCCCAUCAGGCCAUUCAACCCCUAAGCCCGUCAACAUGAAGACAUCAGCAACGCUCGUCCUCGCUGCCUCAGCACUGGCCUCUGCCCAAGCCACUUACAACUCCACGACGAACGAGUACGUCUGCUCCCGCCCCAACUCGGCCUUCUGCGCCGGCGACUCAUUCGGGACCAACAUCAUCAUCCGCUGCGACGCCAACGGCCGCGGCCAGCCCGGCUCCUGCACCAACAACCUCGCCGGCCAGUUCCCUCUGGGCGUUCAGCCCGCCCUGUGCUGGCAGUCCCAGCCCCAGGCCGGCGACGCUGCUUGCGAGAAGAACUGCGUCGUCUACGCCGACCGGCCCUUCCGCCUCCCCGCCGCCGUCUGCACCCCCUAUGCGACGCCCUCCGGCACCGUGGCGCCCACAACCACGUACUCCUUCGGACCAUUUCCGUCCGCGAACAACGGCACCAGCAGUCGGACGACCGCGCUCUCCAGCACGGCGAGGUUCCCGUCCUCUUCGAGAGUGUCUUCUGCUCCGCGACCUACGGGUACGGGUGGUGGUUCCGUUCCUUCUGGCAACAGCACCACGCCGACGAGCAGCCGUAGCGGCGGCAGCAACAGCACCGCGCCGACGAGCAGUCGUGGCGGCGGCGGCAGUGCGUCGGGCACGCGCACCCCUAUCCCGCCCUCCGGCUCUGCCACCGGUGGCCCCACUACCGGUCCCACUACUGGCCCCACUACCGUGCCAACCGCCGGUGCUGCGCAGAAUGCCGUCGGGUCCCUCGCCAUUGCUGCCCUCGUGGCCGCGUACUUCAUCUAGGCUCCUGUUCCUCGUCGCCACCCUCACUGGAGACGGGCUCAGGGGUAAGGUACGGUGUCACCGUAUCUCUGACGUCCGCCCGUCGUCGGGCCACGGAGGUCGCCUCUAUGAGACCUACAACCCAUUUUUCUUAAUACUAAUCGAAAACCGCAUCGA